UGAUAUUUACCUCGUGACGUAGUAGGCGUAUUUAAGCCCCUGGCGCGAGAUUCUCGGAGAACAGAACAGCAGUCUCAGCCACAAAGCGGGUGUUACAUCGGUCUCUUGGAAAGAAUGAGUUUCAGCGGAAAGCAAAAACACAGCCAGCAGAAGUCUAAUGAGAAUAUUAAGAGCUUUUUUACACCAUCCCAAAAGAUAAUGGGUCCCCCCAGGCAAACCCUACAAGUCCUCCAACCUGCAGCUGGCAAAAAAAAUCUGGGAAGGUCAGCUCAGGGGGGAAAGGUUAUUCCCAAACGCAAACAGUGGAGCACAGAACUAACUAAAGGUCCAAAGAGGGUGAAGGCUGAAGUUAAAUCAACACAAACCGAAGAAACUCAGUUGACCAAUGGCAUUUCCAAUGAAGCAUAUGAACUUAUGGUCGUAGAAACGGCUCCGUCCUCCUACUGGAAGGAAAUGGCUGAAGAGCGUCGGAAGGCCUUGUACAAUGUUCUACAGGAGAAUGAGAAGUUACACAAAGACAUUGAGGCCAAAGAUGAGGAGAUAACACAGCUGAAGUGUGAAAAUGAAGAGCUGCAGGAGCUGGCACAACAUGUACAGUACAUGGCAGAUAUGAUUGAGAGGCUGACUGGGAAGUGCCCAGACAAUCUGGAGGAAAUGAGGGAUAUUGCGCUUGAUGUGGAUGAGCACGACAGUGAAGUGGCAGGUCAAAGUGAGGAAAGAGACUCUGAUUCCAGCCUGGAUGAUUCCGAGGAAGAGACCUCAGACCAUGAACAAGGACCCUCAGGAGAGCUGGAUUAACUGACAACUUGUAUUUCAUGGGACUUUGAACUGCUUGUACAGGUCAGCAGAUUUUAGCUACAGGAUGUCCAGGCAGCAACAAGUGGUCAUUUGACUGAAUUGGCCCUUCAAUGUUGUAGUUUUCUAUAAUUUUGAAAGCCUGCAUUUUACUUUUUUUUUUUUUUUUUUAAAGCCAUGAACAGAUUGGGCUUUUUUUAAUUUUUUUUUUUUAGGUUUUACUGUAUUGUAAGGUGUUUAAUACUAAGCCGCUUUUCAAAAGACGGUAGGAAAAGCACAGGUGUACUUUAAUGAUGGCUGAAGUUUUAGUUUCUUAUGAUGGCUUACUGGGACACCAGACCUGAGCCAUUGUUAAUGUUUAAUGUCAAGGUACUGAGGGCAUAAGUUGAUUCCAGGGAAUAACACAAACCUUCCAGCUUACACAGACCCCUUGACUGCCAGAAACCAACUGGUAGGAGUGACAACUAUGUGACUAACACUUGUGCAAUUCCUACACAACCAAAGUGUGCUGUGAAGAACUUAUUUUCUUUCCUUCCAGCAGAUUUUUGCAUUCACUGCCAGAUGUGGCCUUGAGCAUGGCCUUGAAGUGUUUUGCCUUACACUGUAAAAUUGUGCAAUGUUAUAGCUCAUAUGUAUAUAAGUCUAAUGUAAAAUAAACCUUUUUUU
Etheostoma spectabile (orangethroat darter) is the source of this 1461-nucleotide messenger RNA. It is a transcript of the gene gmnn, whose product is annotated as geminin DNA replication inhibitor. The transcript is spliced from 7 exons. Lineage: Eukaryota; Metazoa; Chordata; Actinopteri; Perciformes; Percidae. Gene Ontology annotation, biological process: negative regulation of DNA replication; negative regulation of cell cycle. The record is from RefSeq and is a predicted model, not a curated record. Gene Ontology annotation, cellular component: nucleus. The coding region runs from base 115 to 798 and encodes 227 amino acids.